CGGGGAUCCGCGCGAGGCGCCCCUAACGCCACGUGAGCUUGCAAAGCAACCCCCAAAGCGAGAGGGAAGGCAUUUCCUCACCUGGACGGGGAUCUACGCACGCAACACAAACGAAGCAAUAGUGUGGAACCGCUACCAGAGUGCAGACGUGUGUGUGUUCCGUUUUGGUACGACGGAUUUUGCCUCCUGAAGACCACACCGGUUCCUUCCGGGAGACACGAUCAUGGCCGGAAGAGGCGGCCGAGGCCGGGGCCGCGGCGGUCACAUGACCUUCAACGUUGAAGCUGUGGGCAUUGGAAAGGGGGAGACGCUGCCCCCGCCCACCCUCCAACCCUCGCCUCUGUUCCCCCCCUUGGAAUACAAACCAGUUCCACUACAGACUGGGGAGGAGGUUGAGUACAUGUUAGCCCUGAAGCAAGAGCUGAGAGGAGCUAUGAAGAACCUGCCAUAUUUCAUCAAACCUUCUGCACCAAAGAAAGAUGUGGAACGCUAUUCGGACAAGUACCAGAUGUCCAGCCCGAUUGAUAAUGCCAUAGAGUGGAGCCCAGAUUGGAGACGGUUGCCCCAGGAAUUAAAAAUCCGCGUACGAAAAAUUCGAAAACAGAGGGCCACCAUCCUUGCUCCCAAGCGCAAAACUCAACUGCCAGUAGACAAAGAGGAAGCCAUCAAGAAGUUGGAGACGUUGGAAAAGAAAGAAGAAGAGGUGACAUCCGAAGAGGAAGAGGAGAAAGAAGAGGGUGAAGAAGGGAAAGAGGAGGAGGAAGAGGAAUAUGACGAAGAGGAAUAUGAAGAGGAGACGGACUACAUCAUGUCCUACUUCGACAACGGGGAAGACUUUGGGGGUGACAGUGACGACAACAUGGACGAAGCGAUAUACUGAAUAGCGACGCCCCCAGAGGUGGUGGGCGGGCGAUGCUCCCCUCGCCUCUCGCACGCAUGACUCCUGCCUAGGAGGUCUUUCCUGCCACCGUUGGGGAUGCUUCGGGAGGAUCCAACUUUGGCGCGGCGAGGGGAGAGAUCUUGUGGGUUUCCUUCUCCACGGAUCAGUUUCCCUGGCCGUCUGCGCCUUUAGCCUCUAGGUGGCAUCAGGGAUCCACUCUUCCAUCAGCCACUUGGAGGCAGGAGCAAAGAAACUAGAUCACCGCUGUUGUGUCUGUUUCUGCCUCUCUCUUUUUCUUGGAAAGUGUAUGAGCUCCUGAAAGUCUGGGGUUUUUUUUCUGGAACAAUUGAAGAUUUCAGCUUAAACACAGCCUGGAAAGGAGGCCGGAAUGUUCCAGAAGCCACGAAAGCUGGGAGGAACGUUAGGGCUGUAUUUGCCUUUUUAUUUAUUCCUUCCCAGCAGAACCCGUGCCUCUCCUUGGAUCUAUUUUGUUCAACCAUAUCCCGCAUUUGUUUUACACUGGAGCAAAGAGAUAAAAUGAAACCCAAAGACGUUCUUGCUUUGUUAAGGAAUUAGUUGAAGGCGAUGACUUUAAAUUCCAAGUGCCUGCCCCGUUUUUCGGUGCUUGGCUUCGAAGGAGUGGGGCAGAUGAGCCAAGGGGGUUACCAGCAUCUUCCACAACCCUCUGGGCCUGGUCACAUAACCUGUUCCCUGGAAAGCCGUUGUGUACAUGCUGCCAGGUGUACAAAGCAACAUUUUAACGUGUGUGUUUUAAUUUGCAGUGGACUUCUUUUGAAAAAGAAAAUGUCUGACUUUAAGACCUUUUAGAAUUCAAGGGCAAGAGUGAACCAAGCAACUUUCUGCUUUGUUUUGCUCUUCAUCACCAACCUGGCCAUACAAAUACGACUUUAUUCCCUUUCUUCUUCCUGACUUUUUGUCGCCGGGUUUAAAUUACGUUUCAGUGUUCACUUUGGGUCUGACGUUUGGUUGAACAGUACGGAGAGGGCAGCGAGGUUGAAGGCCGCUGCGUGGAGAUACAGAGCAAGCUGCGUCUGUUGAAUUUCAGCCUGGGAAGGAGGAGUCCUGUCGGGGAAUCGAGGGCCUCUUCCUGGAAAAUGGUUCCUGCUGCGUCAUCGCAUCCAUCUUCUCCCCUGGCUCUCUUGAAUCUGCCAAGCAGCCUCACACAUAGGAUUAGGGCCGGGUGCUUUUCUUUCGGCAGGGACAUGGAAGUGGUGGCGAAACUUCCCCUGGGACCUGUCUGUGCAUCGGCCUUGCAGUAAAGCCAGCAGCACCACUGACUUCGUGGUUGGACUUUUGAUUCUGAGACUGAGCUCAGGAAAACUUCCCCGUAUGUGCUUUUAGGCAAGGGUGGGAGGAAUUCUGUCCUGAAACUCCUUUUCCUUUACCUCAGAAGUAAAACUUUCACAGCGUCGAAGUAGCGGCACUCAUCGUAUGCUCAACGGGACUCUUGGAGUCUUCACAUCAGCAGAGGUAGAACCUCCCCCACUGUCACGUUCCACGUGUGAAAGCUGCAUCAUUCUCUCCGCGGGCUCAGAAGGCCCUUCUACAUUUUUUUGAGCUGGCAAAUGGUCCUGCAGCAACAGUAUUCCAGAGAAAUCCGUAAAACCUUUAAUGAAAAGUCUGAAUGCUGGGUAAAAAGCAAUGCACUGGGUGCUAUGAAUUAAAUGGACUUUUCCCUGAGCCUGAAGAAACACUGUCAGGCAGACACCUUCCCUUUGGGGUUGAUAGGUUCUGUUACGUGUCUCAUUUUUGCCAGUUCAGAACAUUUUUUAAAACAUAGUGACUGGUUAAAUUUUGUGUGUCUGUGUUAGAAAGUAAAUUCUUUGGCUGCAAUAAAAAUGUCCCUAUA
Elgaria multicarinata webbii is the source of this 2750-nucleotide messenger RNA. It is a transcript of the gene POLR3GL, whose product is annotated as RNA polymerase III subunit GL. The record is from RefSeq and is a predicted model, not a curated record. Gene Ontology annotation, cellular component: RNA polymerase III complex. The transcript has 9 exons. The coding region runs from base 224 to 880 and encodes 218 amino acids. Gene Ontology annotation, biological process: transcription by RNA polymerase III. NCBI's taxonomy places the organism in Eukaryota, Metazoa, Chordata, Lepidosauria, Squamata, Anguidae.